UUGUGUGUGUGUGUGUGUGCAGUUUCUGAUUCUGCCAGCAGCCAGCAGCAUGUGGAUGGAAUAGAAAGAGAGAGAGAGAAAGAGAAAACAAGUGACAGCGAAGGGAGAGACACAUCGAGGAAGAGGUAGCCAGAGAGCUUGCUUUCUUCCCAAAGAUCCUCAUUAAUUACCUCUCUGAGCUACACAUAGGGGCUCCAGGGGCCACCUGCUGCCUUCAGCAUCUCUCCUUGCAGUGGUCUCCCACAUUGGAGUCAAGGAUACAGGAGACCUAGAGGUGGCAGCCCUGUCCCCCUCCUCCUGAUCCCACCUCGCAGGCUGUCUUUGUUUUCCUGGGACGUACAAGUGGAAGUGAAGAGAGACUAGGGAUCCGCGGAGGAGCAGAGGCAGGCAGGAAGAUGCACAUUAACCGGGAGGUUUCCGCCAGUAAAGGAUCUCCAACCAGUGAGGUAAUUAUAGUCUCCGGUGUCCUCGCCCUCAGCUUGAGUAUCACUAUUGUCAUGUGCGGACUCUGCCAGUGGUGCCAGCGUAAACUAGGGAAACGCUACAAAAAUUCUCUGGACAAUGUGGGGACUCCUGAUUCUAGCCGUGGCAUCCGCAACGAGAAGAAAGCUUUAAAUGAUCUAGACAAAGACUUUUGGAAUAACAAUGAGAGCACAGCCCACCAGAAAUGGAGCUCUUACCCUCCAAAGGAGUUUAUCCUAAACAUUUCACCUUACGCCCCCUAUGGUGACCCAAGGCUGGCCCUCAAUGGCACAGUGUUGUCUGGUAGUAAGUCAGCUGCAUGUGGAACCUCUGGGUUACUGGACAAAGAUGGCCGACUGGGAGACAAGCAGUUUCACAGUGAAAGCAUGAAGAUUAGCACGUCUUCCCAAAGCCAUCACAGUGAACCAGGUCUUGGCAAGCCAGGGAGAGGCCGAUGGCACACAGUUCAGAGCCACCUGGUAUCCGGGAAUCUCAGUCGAACCAACUUUGUGGACCCAACUUUGCCAGCAGCUACCACCCUCGACCACAUCCCCACCUCUGCAGGAGACCUAAAGUGUCCUCGUCCUCGCACGCUGCUUCGCCAACAGAGCCUCCAGCAACCUCUCAACCUUCACCAAAAGCACAAUAACUGCCAGCAGCCAACCACCAGCCAGAGCCUGGGGCAGCUACAGUUACAGCAACAACCUCCAUCAUCCAGCAGCAGUAACACCAGCAAUCCCCGCUCACAACGCACUGCCACAAACCGGCCUCCAUCCUCAGCUGGGUCCAAGCAUAGAUCAGCUGGCAUUAGGAACCGGACCAACCCAGGCAGCUGGGACCAUGUGGUUGGUCAGAUUCGCAAUCAUGGCCUGGACAUGAAAUCUUUCUUGGAAGGCCGCAUGGUGGUGCUGUCUUUGGUGCUGGGUCUCUCCGAGCAGGACGACUUUGCCAAUAUUCCUGAUCUGCAAACCAAUGGGUCUCAACAGAACCAGAAUACUCAGGGUGAAAAGAGAGUGCCAGCUGGGACCAAAACCACAAACGCAACAGCGGUGCCAGGACAAGCGCAUCCAGAUGAGACUGACCGAAAAACAGACCAGCGCUCAUCGGUAUCAGACUUGGUGAACUCACUGACUAGUGAGAUGCUCAUGCUGUCUCCUGGUUCAGAUGACGAAGAUGGACAUGACACAUCAGGACGAGAAACUCUUGGGCGCAUUCAGUUUAGUGUGGGCUACAACUUCCAGGAAUCCACUCUUACUGUUAAAAUCAUGAAAGCUCAGGAAUUGCCAGCUAAGGACUUCAGUGGGACCAGUGAUCCAUUUGUCAAGAUAUAUCUGCUGCCUGACAAGAAGAACAAGCUGGAGACCAAGGUGAAGAGGAAAAACCUCAACCCACAUUGGAACGAGACCUUCCUCUUCGAGGGAUUUCCAUAUGAAAAAGUGGUGCAGAGAGUCCUGUAUCUACAAGUUUUGGACUACGAUCGAUUUAGUCGCAAUGAUCCCAUCGGAGAAGUAUCACUCCCUCUGAACAAGAUAGACUUGACACAGAUGCAGACCUUCUGGAAAGAGCUAAAACCGUGCAGUGAUGGCAGUGGAAAACGUGGUGAACUGCUGCUGUCCCUUUGCUUCAAUCCCUCAGCGAAUUCUAUCAUUGUCAACAUCAUCAAAGCACGGAAUCUAAAAGCCAUGGACAUCGGGGGAACCUCAGAUCCUUAUGUGAAGGUAUGGCUUAUGUUCAAGGACAAGAGGGUUGAGAAGAAAAAGACAGUGGUUAUUAAGCGGUGUCUAAAUCCAAUCUUUAAUGAAUCCUUCAUCUUUGAUAUCCCCACUGAGAAACUCAGAGAGACCACCAUAAUCAUAACUGUCAUGGACAAAGACAAGCUUAGUCGUAAUGAUGUCAUUGGCAAGAUCUACCUGUCUUGGAAGAGUGGUCCUGGAGAGGUGAAACACUGGAAAGAUAUGAUUUCCCAUCCGAGAACAGCUGUAGCACAAUGGCACCAACUUAAGGCUUGAACUGACUGCUUUUCUGCACUCUGAUCUCCUGCAGUCUUCGGUUACCUCCAACCAAACCAACGCAUUGGCCAUGCUCUUACUGUCUGCACAAAAACAACCUGCAGGCUUCUAUAAGGAACAGCCAGCUUGGAACUCUGGGUAACAGGAUGCCUUGGGGCCAGUCUGUGCCAUCUGCAGCUCUUCAACAAGGACUGUGCUUCAAAACUUUCCUUAUAUUUGUUGUACCAGGCACAGCUGCAGUGUUCUUCUGGCCUCAUGAAGAGCGGCACCUCCCAAAACAGUGUUACAGAGACGCUGAGAAGGGCAGGGCGGGAUUAUCCCGCAGGAAACCUCUCUCUCUCUCUCUCUCUCUCUCUCUCUCUCUCUCUCUAGGCUGCUAAGCCUGCAAACUUUCCACAGCUUCUACAAAUACAUGCUGGCCACAGCAGCACUGUACUGUGCCUAUGGUGGUUGUCAAUAUAACAGCUCACUUUUUGUAGUGGUGCAAAGGUGCAAUGAACCCUAUGAAGUUUUUUUAGGGUAUUUUCUUUUAUUUAUAGAAAGCAGAGAUAAAGAGCAAUACUUGUGUUAUUGCUUCUUAGAAACCUCCUAACGUGCCACUUAAUGGAGCACGAAGGUAGGUUUAGGGUGGACUCCACAAACUUUUUGCUGUACGUGUGGUUGUCAGUGUCCAAUGUGCAUCAAGCAAUGUGCGAUUGUGUGUGUGUGAGUGUGUGUGUGUGUGUGCGUGCGUGUUCUCUUUUUUUUCUCUCCCCCUCUCUGCUCACUUUUUUCCCUACUUUCCGUUUUGGCGGGAAUGGGAUGAUGCUCUGAUGCACCUGCCUAUCUUCAUACCGUGAUUCUUUGUAGCUUUGUUUGUUGCCUUUUUAAUUUUACAUUCUGUUUUCCACUGAAUAGGUUAUUUUUCAGAGUUUCGGUAAAAAAAAGAAAAAUGUUUU
Molecule: messenger RNA, 3409 nt
Organism: Nanorana parkeri
Lineage: Eukaryota; Metazoa; Chordata; Amphibia; Anura; Dicroglossidae
Gene: SYT7
Product: synaptotagmin 7
Exons: 13
Coding region: 396-2471 (691 amino acids)
Biological process (GO): regulation of calcium ion-dependent exocytosis; regulation of dopamine secretion; vesicle fusion
Cellular component (GO): axon; synapse; synaptic vesicle
Molecular function (GO): calcium-dependent phospholipid binding; SNARE binding; phosphatidylserine binding
Source: RefSeq, a predicted model, not a curated record